Messenger RNA from Galendromus occidentalis (western predatory mite), 585 nucleotides. RefSeq names its product galactose-specific lectin nattectin. Bases 1 to 585 code for a protein of 194 amino acids. The record is from RefSeq and is a predicted model, not a curated record. The transcript is spliced from 4 exons. NCBI's taxonomy places the organism in Eukaryota, Metazoa, Arthropoda, Arachnida, Mesostigmata, Phytoseiidae.
AUGCCACUGUUGGACGAGUCUUGCAUGGACGAUUUCGAAUGCCAGAUGAAAGUUGGCGACAAUGCGAUUUGCCGUGAACCCAUCGGAAUGUGCAAAUGCCGGGAGGGAUACUACUUCGAAACAGGCGAAGGAUCUUCGCGGAUGGAAUGUUUGAAAUUGGACGUCGAUGGAUACCGGAUUUUCCCGAACCUCAAGUCGGAUAGCAAAACCGGUCUCUACUUCAAGUUGGUCCAUCUGAACAUGGAUUUUGAGAGCGCUGCAAACCAUUGUAUUCGGGCUGAAGGCGGCUUCCUGGCCGAGACUGAAGACGGUGAGACCAAUCGAUUCCUGCGGGAGUACAUGAGGAGGAAUAAAGUGAGAUCUGCCUACUUGGGCUUAUCAGACCAAGUUCAGGAAGGAAACUGGAUCUGGCAGAACACUGGACAAAAAUUGAAGAGCUCCCAGUUCUGGAAGAGCGGUGCCCCAGAUAACUUCAACGAUAACGAACAUUGUGCCACUAUAACGAAUGAGAUCGAUUUUGGAUGGGACGACAUCCCUUGUGACAAGCAGACGAAGUUUUUCUGCCAAAGGUCGGAAACAAACUGA